This is a messenger RNA of Striga asiatica, 1133 nucleotides long. Lineage: Eukaryota; Viridiplantae; Streptophyta; Magnoliopsida; Lamiales; Orobanchaceae. The record is from the annotation of a GenBank genome assembly.
CUGGAGUCUAGAAUAAAACAGAAAAAGAACUCGUGAGCAGCAAGUUUUUUCGCUCCCGAGGAAGGCUUUUCCCGCUUUCAAGCUCGGCGAACAAUGGCUCCGAAAUCCGACAGUGCUGAAGCUAUCGUGCUCAACUUCUUGAAUGAGCAAAAUAGGCCUUUGAACUCACAAAAUGUAGCAGAUUCACUGCAGAAGUUCAACCUUAAAAAGGCUGCCAUUCAGAAGGCAUUGGAUGGCCUUGCAGAUGCUGGGAAAAUAUCAUUCAAGGAGUAUGGCAAGCAGAAAAUAUAUCUGGCUAGGCAAGACCAGUUCGAAAUUCCAAAUAAUGACGAGCUCAAUCAGAUGAAAGGAGAGAAUUCCAAACUUCAAGAACAGCUUGAUGAGCAAAAAAAAGCUAUUGCUAAGGUGGAAGCAGAGAUCAAGGCACUGCAGUCAAACUUGACAUUGGAGGAGAUACUGAGCAGACAAACCCAAUUGGGGAACGAGGUUAAACAAAUGGAGGAGAAGUUGAUCAAGUUGAGGCAAGGAGUGACUCUGGUGAGCCCGAAAGAGAGGCAGGCAGUGGAAAUGCUGUAUACAAGUAUGAUGAAUCAGUGGAGAAAACGUAAGAGGAUGUACAAAGAUAUCUGGGAUGCAAUCACUGAGAACUCCCCCAAGAAUCUUAAAGAAUUUAAGGAGGAACUUGGUGUGGAGUAUGAUGAAGAUGUUGGUGUCAGCUUGCAAUCCUUUGGUGAUUUGGUGCAAAAUGGAAACAAGCGACCCAGAUGCAAUUGACAUUUUUAUCCAAGAUGUCUCAGUUUAGUCUGGGCUCACAAGCUUUGUAUCUCUUCAUUUUAAGUUCAUCAAAUUUUUAGCUGGAUUCUGGAAGUAUACAUGGUUCAUGAUCUUGUGGUCGUGGCUUGAAGUACACUUUAUUGUAAAUCCCAUAUUGUGCGAGACUUAAACUUUCAGGAAGCUUUUGAACCUUCGGUUCCUACAAAGUAAAUGCGUUAAUCAUAUUGUUUUAUAUUGAUUUGAGUUGAUGAUGUUCUUUUUAUUUCUUGGAAUGGCGUUUUUUUAGUGACUGAUAGCAUUUCUUUGAGACUGAUAGCAGAUGUUGCAUAGUGUGUUGUUUGCUUUUGGUUGUGUUUUGU